UUUUUAUCCCUGUGCUGCCCCCUCCUUUUCCCUUUGCCUCGAGGAAGAGGAAGGCGAAGGGUUCAGCAGCUUCUUCCGAUUGACUCCCGCUGGCCGCGUCUCCUCCGGUCGGACUUUUGUCCGGCAAGCCUCUCCUCCAGGAAGAGGCCGUGGCACUCGGGGAAGUGCUCCAGGCAGAAUGGAUAUCGAGGCCAAUGGAAAGCGGGCCCGUGCAAGCAGCAGCAGCAGCUUGACCGGCGGCGACCGGCUCAGCUCCCUGCCGGAUUGCCUCAUCCACCACAUCAUGUCCUUCAUGAAGGCCCGGCAGGUGGUGCAGACCUGCGUGCUGUCCACCAGGUGGAAGCACCUCUGGCGUUCCGUCCCCUGCCUCGACAUCGAUGUGGAGGAGUUCGAGACCACAGGCUCGAACCCCCCUCGCGAAGCGUGGGGCAAGUUUGAGGACUUCACCGACCACUUGCUUAUCCCUAAUAAUAUUUCCAUUGCGUUAUUGGAUACAUUCUGUCUGCAUGUUAGUGGCAUGUAUAAAUCUUAUCGGGGUCAGCACGCAACUAGAUGGAUCCGGCAUGGCAUAAAGUACAGCACUCGGGCACCUGGCAUGCAGCGCCAGGGAUUGAGCUCAAGCUCCUGGCACCUAAGAAAACUAUACCUUUCCAACUUAUAUUUGGAUGACAAUUUCACAGAGCAUGUCAGUUCAGGAUGCCAAAAUUUGGAGGAUUUGGAGCUGAAAGGUUGCUAUUGUAGAACAUUUCAUGAGAUCAGCUCCCACUCACUGAAGAACAUUAUUCUGAAAGAUUGCGAGUUUAGUAAACUUUCUGCAAUUACAUCACCGGCACUAAAGAGCUUGGUUAUUGAGAGCGACGGCUAUAGUAGAAUUCCCUCUCUGCUAGUUAUCACUGCCCCUGCUGUUGCUUAUCUGCUCCUGGACGUGACAGCUUCGAACUUUUACGGUGGUGUCUCAUUUGAGGAGAUGCCAUCUCUUGGCAAGGCCUCAAUUCAUCUAAGGUGUGAUGAAGUAGAAAGUAAACUCAGCCAGAAUCAACUCAAGCUUCUUUGCAGUGUGUCUAAUGUGACAAGUUUGGUGUUGUCAGGUUUCACAACGAUGGUGCUUGGUGAGGAUCCAGUGACAUUCCCGAACUUCAGGAAUCUUAGGACCUUAUUACUGGAUAACUGUGAUCUUAGUGAUAACUUCAAGACAUUGGAACAUUUUCUGAAGAAUUCACCAGAUCUGGAGAAGCUAACCCUUCGCUGUUGCAAGUUUUCAAAAGAUCUUAAGAAGAAAAAGGCCAAGUCAAAGAGGGCAUCUUCUUCCCAGUGUCUCAACUUAGUGGAUGUCCAGUGCAAGAAUCUCAAGCAUACUGAAAUCAUAUAUAGAGAUGAUGAUGUGCGCCUGCUGGUUGAGCUAUUGUUGACCAUUUCAGCGAAUCUGCCGAAGAACAAUAUAAAACUUACCAAAGUUGACUAGUAUUAUCUUCAGUUCAGAUCUUCACGUUCUGUUUCACUGAAUUUUGUAUGCUUGCCCUGCUGUAAUAGCCUAGCGGUACCAUGUACCUUUGACCUGUUCCAAGAUUUAUGGGCUAAGGCUUUUGUUCUAUGGACUAUGGUAUUGAUAUUUAGUCUUUUCUCUACCCAUGUAUCCUUUGCUUAAGACUUAAGCUGAUGCUUGGCUAUAGGCUUUUUGAGCCUAAUGAAGCUAUGUUACCAACUUCAAAACAGAACUGAAAAGUUACAUA
Molecule: messenger RNA, 1730 nt
Organism: Panicum virgatum (switchgrass)
Lineage: Eukaryota; Viridiplantae; Streptophyta; Magnoliopsida; Poales; Poaceae
Product: MEIOTIC F-BOX protein MOF-like
Exons: 4
Coding region: 179-1462 (427 amino acids)
Molecular function (GO): protein binding
Source: RefSeq, a predicted model, not a curated record